GUAAUAAGUUGAAGUUGAAGUUGAAGUAACACAGUUCCGAAAAAAGCGAUCUACAGUGAACAGAAAUUUAAAAUUUUCGCAAGCAAAUAAAGCUAAAAAUAUUUUUUAAAAAUUAAGAAUAAAUAAAGUAUAAUACUUCAAAGCAUAAAAGUGUGUAAGAUGUCGGCAAAAUCUUUGUUCUCCUUGUUGUUGGCAACAAUUGUCAGCAGCGCCUUGGCACAAUCGCCUGUGGAUUGGCAGCCACUACUCGACCAGCAGAACUUGGUGCUACGCCAGGUGGUGCAGGCAUUGCAACUGACCCGUAGCGGUGCUGGCGAUACCGAUGCUUGCUUCGAUUGGUAUUUGGAUAAUCAAACCGCGAUCAAUGAAGUCUACUACACUGAGUACAACCUGUGCGUCAGCGCAGCAACAGCGGCAAAGAAACUGCUUUCGGAGCAAAGUGCUUUGGAACGUCAAGAUCUUUUGGACGAGGGUCAGUCACUUUGCUCAGCCUUGAGCGCUUGUGAAAGUUUCACUGAUGGUCUGCAGUUCUUCCAGUGCUACAAUCAAGCGUCUUCCACUAAAAGCCCGACUUUGUUUAACAUAUCCGUCACAUCGGAGCGCAUUGCUGACAAAUUGAAAAUUUCAUAUCAAGCCAUCAACGACACCGAACGUGUGUGUACUACUAACGCCCGUGUUAAGAACGUGGAAGACUUAAGUGUUAGUAGAGCGCAUCUGAACAACUGUUUAAUUGGUACGUGGAGCCCCCCGGAAACGACCGACGCUGCCACGGCUUCAACCGACACUACCACCGAAGCAACCGCAUCGACUGAAGCGCCCGGAUCGACCGUCAUUUCCCCUGAAGCAACCACUGCGAGCGACGCUCCAACAUCUGAACCGUCAGAUGGCAGACAAGGCUUACCAGAGGAGGACUUAUUUGAUUUUAGCUACAUGACAAACAUGCUCCAGAGGAAACUGAAUGGACGUUUUUAAUGUAAAAUGUUCAUAAUGAAAAAUAUAACAAAAUUUACAAAUAUAAAUAUAUACAUAUACAUAUAUACAGAAAUUAUAUAACAGCAAAGU
Bactrocera dorsalis (oriental fruit fly) is the source of this 1062-nucleotide messenger RNA. RefSeq lists its product as uncharacterized. The record is from RefSeq and is a predicted model, not a curated record. The coding region runs from base 160 to 972 and encodes 270 amino acids. The transcript is spliced from 2 exons. Lineage: Eukaryota; Metazoa; Arthropoda; Insecta; Diptera; Tephritidae.